Messenger RNA from Cryptococcus deneoformans JEC21, 2144 nucleotides. RefSeq lists its product as hypothetical. Bases 311 to 1951 code for a protein of 546 amino acids. NCBI's taxonomy places the organism in Eukaryota, Fungi, Basidiomycota, Tremellomycetes, Tremellales, Cryptococcaceae. The record is from RefSeq and is a predicted model, not a curated record. The transcript has 7 exons.
GUCUCUUUCCUUUCCACCAACUACAAAAACUUAUCAUCUUUAAUUUUCUCCUCGUCAAAGGCACCAGCAGGUUGAGCCUCGCAUUGCCCCGUUCUGUUUAUUAUUGUUCUCUUCGUUCAGUGUCUCAGCUCAUCAAGGUGGCCCGAGCGUCUGUUCGAUCGAUCGUACCUCUUCUGGCUUCAUUGGGUUGACCCCACUUCCAGAACUCUUCUCCCUCAUUUACACCUUCGCCCCUGGCGGCAGUCCCUCGCCUUUUACAUUACCACAACCUACACUCAUCCACCUUAUAUCCCACCCUUCCUGCUGCUCCAUGUUCUUUGCUCCAAUGACUCUUGUCCAGCUGUGCUCGGCUCUCAUCUUUAUGCUGCUCCCCGUUUCAGCCCAUAUCGCCUUGUGGGAUCCAGCCAUGUAUGGCUGGGAUGACGACCCCAACCAGUCUGGCCCUGUAACCCCUCUAAUGGAUCUUACCUUUGACCAAUGGUGGUUCCAUGGUUACAUCAACAGCCCUCCUGCUAACAACUCGAUUAUGGAACUGCCCGCCGGCGGGACAUACCAUGGUCAAGUCGCUUGUAACAAGGCUCUUACUUCCUAUGGCCAAGAUCCCGCUAAGCAGACAGGUAUAUACGCCUGUGAUGGUACAGGUCCUUCAGGUGGUAUCGGUGCUAUGCAUACCAGUGAUGCGUGGGAGAGCUCUGACCCCCAAGAUGUCAAAGGAUGCGCUAUCGGUAUUGCUUAUGAGAGUAAUGUCGCCAAGAUUCAACCAGAAAACUUCACGGUGAUCAGCGUCAACUACACUUGUCCUUGGAAGAAGCAAGUCGAAUUUCAGAUCCCGUCCGAUCUCCCUCCUUGUCCCAAGGGGGGUUGUCAUUGCAUGUGGGGUUGGGUACAUGCUGCUGAUGCUGGAUCUGAGCAGAACUAUUUCCUUGGCUACAGGUGUAACAUCACCGGUGCUACUGGGGUAAAACCUCUUCCUCAAGCCAACACUGCGAAUAAGUGUGACUAUCCCACGGACACGUCAAAUUGCACCUUGGGUGCGAAACAACCUCACUACUGGUUCCAGAAGGAAAGAAACAACAAUUUCCAAGACACUUACGAUCCCCCAUUCUACAAUGGGGCAUAUGGGUUCAUGAAUGGUGCUCAGACGGAUCUCUUUGAUGCGGUCAAUAAGAGCAAUCCGACCAACACAAAUGUCACGACUUCUUCAGGGAAUGUCAACGUAUCCGAAGCUCUGGGCUCUUCUGUGGCCGUUUCUUCCGCCACAGUCUCAGCCUCCGAGGGUCGGAGCUCGUUGGUCAUUUCUUCCCCUAUCGUCUCUUCUGUGUCAUCGUCUACAAACGUCAUGGCCACCACAUCCCUGACAUCACAGUCUGUUCCGUCAGCAACGACGUUUUCUGCGGACGUUGUUGCCGCUUUGCAGACCUCCAGUUCCCCUAGUGACUCUACAAGGUCUUCCUCAGCCAGCCAGACGUCUGCCCCAUCUUCCGCUGCUAAGACUUCCCAUGCCCUGGAUGGCACUGCCGAUCCUUCGACCACGCUUAAAACCACCUUGACCCGAACCAUCACCAUGUACCGAUCGUCGACAACAUCGACUACUUCAGCGAGUUCUUCGUCUGAUGCAAGUCCAUCCAAUUCGUCUUUCAUGGCCUCUACAUCUGUCAUUACGUCUGAGUCGAGUUCAGUGUCAAUCCCCAGUUCUAUUUCUGUUGCGAUCCUCUACAGUCCUCUUGUCUCCACCCUUUCACUUUCUACAUCCUCUUUGUCCUCAACUUUUACCGCUGCUGCGACAUCUCCAGCCACGACGGAAAUACCCCCUAUCGUGGCUGACGCAAACUUGUCCUCCACAAAAUCAAGUACUUGUAAGCGCAAGAGAUCUGGCAUUAGAAAGCAUGGGAUCAAGGAAGGCAGAAGAAAAGAGAGAGUUCUGGGCAGGGCAAUUGGCGGUGCGACCUGAUCAAGUGCCGGGCAAUGACAUUGAGCUUCGUUUUUCAGAGGUUCUAGGAACCCAAGCAUUUAAUCGGCAGCGCCGAGCCAUUUCGUCGUUAUAUCAUCCAAUGUAGUCAACUUGAUAAGAUCAGCAACAACCAACACGUGGUUCCUGGCCAGCUGUGAUUUUUCGUUAAUAGUCAUACAUGAUUAAACAAAAU